UCGGAGGCGUUCUACGUUUGUUCAAUUCGCCGGGACGUUCAGUCGGGAUGACCGCGAGCGCGAGGCAGUUGUCCGACCGCGUUAUCAAAACCAACGGUGAUUACGAUGCUCGGUAAACGUGGAAUAAUUAACGCGAACCUCCUCCACGGGGGCUCUAACACCGUCAGAAUUAUUGUGCUUGUUUUUAUUGCCAACGGUUUCAGUGCGACAGCGGAAACGUCACCGAAUUCCGUUGAGGGACCAACCUUCGACGUGCCAAUAUCAAACGUGACGGUCUCCGUGGGACGGGAAGCGGUGCUGGAUUGCGUCGUCGAAAACCUUUCCACCUACAAGGUCGCCUGGUUGCGAGUGGACACCCAAACGAUACUAACGAUAACGAAUCACGUGAUAACGAAAAAUUACAGGAUAUCGAUAACGGUGAACGAUCAUCGCACAUGGAGACUCCACAUAAGGGACGCGAGGGAAUCCGAUCGUGGAUUUUACAUGUGUCAGAUCAACACGGAUCCGAUGAAAUAUCAGACUGGUUUCCUGGACAUAGUCGUUCCACCGAACAUAGAGGAUUAUCCGACCAGCACCGACAUGGUGGUCAGGGAGGGAAGCAACGUCACCCUGCAAUGUUCGGCAACCGGUUCACCGAAACCCAACAUCACCUGGAGGCGAGAGGAUGGAAACCUCAUCCAACUGAUGGGGCAGGAAAAGGAGGUAGCCUCCAUCGACGGACCCGUAUACAACAUUACCAGGGUGAACAGACUCCACAUGGGCGCUUACCUCUGCAUAGCUUCCAACGGCGUUCCACCCUCGGUUAGCAAAAGGAUUUCGCUGAUCGUUCACUUUCCGCCGAUGAUAUCCGUACCGAAUCAACUGGUGGGAGCUCGUCAAGGACAACAAAUGACUUUGGAAUGUACUUCGGAAGCUUAUCCGAAAUCGAUAAAUUACUGGACCAAGGAAAAGGGAGAAAUCAUCACCAAGGGUGAAAAAUUCGAACCGGUUCUUUUGGACAAGGAAUACAAGGUGACGAUGAAAUUAACCAUCAGAUCCGUGAGCCUUGCGGACUACGGAUCCUACAAAUGCAUCUCGAAAAAUUCACUCGGCGAUACGGAUGGUAGCAUCAAACUCUACGAAAUCCCACCCUCUACCACGUCCCCGAAAAUUUUAACGACCACUCCGAUGCCGGUUGUGAGCAGAGCUGAGAAGAAGCAAAAAGUCCGGCAAAAAAUUCAAACGAGUCCGGAGAACAUGAGACCCAACGAAAUUAUCGAGGAAAGUAUAUCGGCCUCUCAACCAGCAGCGAACAAGGACAGGGAUGUCCGGCUCCGGGGUCGUCACGAAGACGGAGGCGGUGGAGGCGGAGAACCCGAAAGAUCGAACACCAGAGACGACAACGCGGCGCAAUCGAUUUCUUCGGGGAGCGCAAAUUCGACGUCAAAUUUCAAAUUCCUUCUGACGAUCGCGUGGCUGGUCACGAUAAUCUUGAUCUCCGAUCCUCGUGCCACGUAGUAAGGUGACCGAGAACUUUCGUUCCUAGAAAACUGGAAGAAGAAAAAAGAAAAAAUGUUCGUGAACGAGAUAGAGAAAAUCUGAAAUUUUUCGUUUCUCUCUAAAAAUUUGUACGAUAAUUAUUUUACGCGGAGGGAAAGUGCGCGUAGAGUAUACGUGGGUAUGUAUUAUAUGUAUGUGUAACGAAUACGUGAGCCGGUGAUUGAAUGAGAAAUAUUUGAAAAAGAAAAAAAAAAAUAUAUCUCUCACAAUACGACGUUAAUUGUUAUUUUGACUGAAUUACUCAUUUGGAGAACGAGAAUUUCCGCAAACACGUAUAAUAUACGUAUCUCCUCCGAGAAACGCGGUGUACAGAAAUUUACUCUCCCGCGCCGAAAUUAAGUCAGUCGGAUUGGCGAGGGCUAGUCGAACAGAUUGCUCGACCGAAUUCAAUGUCUCAGCGUUUAUUAAAUAUGGCUAAUUGUCUGAGAGCCUGUUUUACUUUAUUUUCUCCUCAUCUCGAUUCUCGAAGGAAAUCCUAUUUUACGAGAGGCACGCAAAAUUUAUUACGCUGACGCGACGCGAAGGGAAGAAAAAAAAAAGAGGAAAAAAAAAAAGAAACCGAGAGAGGGAAUGAGAAAAGAGCACGGAUUUUGAUACGGUGAUAAUUGAUUCGUCAAAAAUUUUUCUUUUUCUUAAAAAAAAAAAAUGUUUUUUCGUUUACUCGAAAAAGAAAUGUUCCGUUUUUAUUUUAAAUUGUUUCUUCUCAGCUUCUGAAGCUUCAAGAAUUUUCUACACUCGUUCUCAUUGUAAUGUACUAUAAUAAAAUAUCUAUACUAUAAUAUAGAGACAUAUCGAUUGCGAACUCUACAAGGUAUAAAAAGGUUCGUUCAAAGCCCUUUUCCCUCCUCUGCCCUUUUGUCGCUACGACUGAACCCCUCGCCUUGGUGACAGUUACAAAUUAAUUCAGGGGAAAGAUUAAUUGCGCCAAAAAUCAAAUCGAACGAGGCAAAAUAAAAUUAGUAGAACGAAGUAAGAGAGAAGAGAAAGAAAGAAAGAAAAAAAAUGGAAAAUGAACAAUCUAUGAACUUAUAAAUAUUUCAUGACUGUUUUUUUUUAAGUUCAGUUAUCUAAGAUUCAUGAAAUUUUGGAAAAUCAAACAGUUCGUCACACUCAACACGGUAGGGGUUUAAUUCAAUGGGAAUGUAAAAAACUAAGUAACGAGAUUCAAUGAUUAAUUUUUUCUUUGUUUCCUCUCCCAUUAAACUAUAUUUCCCUGAUGGCGUACCGUAUCUUGCUUAGAGGUCGAAGAAUUAUUAAAAUUGGAAAAAAUAAAAGCCGAAAACCCUAAAUAAUGAAAUGACGAUUAAUAAUGAAUUACCGAAGUAAUUAAUUCUAGAUUGUAUUAUUUGCAUCGAUCGAAACAGAGGAAAGAAAAGAAAGAAAAGAGACGAGAAGUAACUAAUAAUUGAGGCAACCUUUUGAAUGCCUGAUAGAUUAUCGAAAUUAUGUAAAUAUAAAUCGUGCGAAAUCUGGAGAUACCUCUAGCCAGUCCGAUUAUAAUUGAAAAAUAAAUAUAUUAUAAAUGAAUAAAUAAUUUAUGAGCAUACAAUUAUUUAUAAUGAACAUCCAGGUAUGUCGCUCUUGUGUAAAUAAUAUACAUAGGUAUAUGAAUGCAACAAAAAUAAUAAGGGCGUUCAGAAACGAAGAGGGGUAAAAAAACCAAUUUGAAAAUUAAUGAACGGUCUAGUUGCAUAAUUAUUCUAAUCACGAUAUGAUACGAUUAUGUAUACAUACCUAUGUAGCUAUAAAUUGCUGUACAUAUAUGUAAUUUACAUAAACACAGAUAUAAAUGAAAUUUGCAAUAAACGGAGAAGAAAAUGUUAAUUAAAAUGAGAGAAACAAACUCACCCCAGUAAAUGUGUACAGGUGUUUACCCGUAUAAAUUAACUUGGUUGCCGAAAUCGGUUGAUCAAAAUUCUGCGAAGCGUUGAUCCAUGAUUGCGAAUCGCACCUUGGAUUCGAUGAUAAUGAUUACGAAGGAAAUGUAGAAACGAUUAUUUCAAUCAUUAAGUUAUAUGAAUGUAUAUGGUGUAUAGGUAACGUAAAUAAUAUGAUAAUGUGUAUGUAGAAUAUCCCGUGGAUCUGAGGUGCUAACGUAACGUCGAGAUACGACGACUGUAGAAAUUAUAUAUUACGAGCUUGUAAAUAAAUACCACAUGAAGAAUUAUUAUUAUAUAUAUACAUAUAUAGGCGUCAUGUACACGUGAUCGCAUAAGUGAAUACACCCUAAGCAUAUGUACGUACGAUGGAAAAUAAUUCCACAAAUUAUUACAACGCGAACCAAAGAAAUUCGGAUCAAAGAGCAACAAAAAAAAAAAAACGAAAUCCCACCGAAAACAGAAUUUAGUUACAGCAAUACCCAUAUUAUCACGUAUGUACAUCACUCUGAAAAUCGCUUAUAUAAAAUAAUAAUGAUUGUAUCGUAGCUAUUGGUAAUAAUAAUAACCGCAUUAAUCGAAUCCGUGACAAGAAAAAGAAAAGGAAAACGAGAAAAAUGAAACAAAUACCAUAGAUAUAUAUAUAUUAACAAACGAAUGAAUCUAGAUAAAUUAAUCCGUAAAACUAGGGAUCGUGUAACGCCGUGCGUAUAAUCUAUAAGAUAUAUUUGUAAUAUUGUAAAAUAAUGAUCCAUGAUAUUUAAUAAUAAAUAAGACAAGAAAAAAGACAAAUACCUUUGUGUACGAACAAAA
This is a messenger RNA of Athalia rosae (coleseed sawfly), 4229 nucleotides long. RefSeq names its product neurotrimin-like. Gene Ontology annotation, cellular component: neuron projection. The record is from RefSeq and is a predicted model, not a curated record. Bases 106 to 1497 code for a protein of 463 amino acids. Lineage: Eukaryota; Metazoa; Arthropoda; Insecta; Hymenoptera; Athaliidae. The transcript is spliced from 10 exons.